Messenger RNA from Pseudophryne corroboree (corroboree frog), 555 nucleotides. RefSeq names its product 2'-deoxynucleoside 5'-phosphate N-hydrolase 1 (gene DNPH1). Gene Ontology annotation, biological process: deoxyribonucleoside monophosphate catabolic process. Gene Ontology annotation, molecular function: 5-hydroxymethyl-dUMP N-hydrolase activity. The record is from RefSeq and is a predicted model, not a curated record. Lineage: Eukaryota; Metazoa; Chordata; Amphibia; Anura; Myobatrachidae. Gene Ontology annotation, cellular component: nucleus. The transcript has 3 exons. The coding region runs from base 61 to 510 and encodes 149 amino acids.
CUAAUCACGUGAUCACAUUCAGUAGUGGCGGGCCCGGGAGACGAGACAGAUCAAGAUAAGAUGGCGAAGCCAUCGAUUUAUUUCUGCGGCAGCAUCCGUGGCGGUCGGGAGGACAGAGCGCUGUACCAGCGGAUUAUUCAGGAGCUGAAGCGCUACGGACCUGUAUUAACCGAGCACAUAGGGCUUCCGGAGAUCACCGAUGCCGGGGAGGAUGCCACAGAGGGGGGAGACAAAUUCAUCCACGACAGAGAUGUUGAGUGGCUUCAGCGGGCAGAUGUGGUAGUAGCAGAAGUGACACAACCAUCCCUUGGUGUGGGAUAUGAAAUCGGCAGGGCUGUGGCAAUGAACAAGAAGAUCCUCUGCCUGUUCAGACCAUCCUGCGGACGAGUCCUCUCUGCGAUGAUUCGAGGAGCACAGAAUGGACGCUCCAUGCUGGUCAGAGACUACGAGCCGCAGGAAGUGAAUGUCAUUCUGUCAGAGUACUUCACAGUCACCUUCCCCUCAUUGUGACAUGGCACAUACACAUGUAAUAAAGGUUUUAUAGGCCCCUCAAAA